Nematostella vectensis (starlet sea anemone) is the source of this 2604-nucleotide messenger RNA. Its product is annotated as ATP-dependent RNA helicase MAK5. Gene Ontology annotation, cellular component: nucleolus. The transcript has 16 exons. The coding region runs from base 157 to 2241 and encodes 694 amino acids. The record is from RefSeq and is a predicted model, not a curated record. NCBI's taxonomy places the organism in Eukaryota, Metazoa, Cnidaria, Anthozoa, Actiniaria, Edwardsiidae. Gene Ontology annotation, molecular function: RNA helicase activity; nucleic acid binding; ATP binding.
CAUGAGCAGUUACAAAGCUAGUCCCAGAUUUCCACGUGAUCCCGUCCAACAUGGUGGACGAGACGGAACAAAUACUCCGAAUAAAGGUUAAGAAACAAUUUUACUGCGUUGUUACGCGUAAGAUAUAGUCACUUGGUUGGAUUCUUUAUACCUAAGAUGUCAGAGGGUAAGAAGAGAAAUAGAAAGCGUAAAUGGCGUUCUGUGGCGCUAGAAAAUCCGUCCUUUUUCUCCGGGGAUAUGGAAGGGUUCGUUUCUCUGGAAGAGUUGAACGAUUAUACCCUUGAGAAGAAAGUUAUCGAGGGGGGGCGAAUGGAAGGUGAAGGUAAAAUUAUGAGCUUUUCCAUCAAGACUCCUGAUGAUUCGGAUAGCGGCGAGGACAGUAAAGUAGAACCAGUGAACAAGAAGAAGAAAAAGAAGAAGAAAAAGGUGGCGAAGAAGAAAGACAACGACACCGUUACACAACAAGAGAGUCAAGAGAAAGAAAAGGGUAGUGAUGCAGAGGGGCUAUCAAACCAGAAAGUGCAAGGAUCAUUGAUUGACAUGUCUGAAUGGGAGGGGCUUGGGGUUGCACCUGAUAUUUUGAGGGCCCUUGGUGAUCAGGGAUUUUCCAAGCCAACACCAAUCCAGUCCUUGUCAAUCCCACCCGCACUUCUUUAUCAUAGGGACAUCAUUGGUGCUGCUGAAACAGGUUCAGGGAAAACCUUGGCUUUUGGGAUCCCUAUUAUUCAGCAUAUUGAGGCAUACAAAAAACGUAAGGCAGAACAAAGUCCUUCUGAUAAGGAGAGUGAUUUAGAAUCGCAAGGCUACCCACUACUGGCAUUAAUCAUGGCGCCAACUCGUGAACUGGCUCUUCAAGUCAAGGACCAUCUGGUUAAAGCAGCAAAGUACACAUCAGUCAAGGUUGCAGCAAUUGUUGGUGGGAUGGCUGCACCAAAGCAACAAAGACUACUCAAGCAGCGCCCAGAAAUUGUUGUGGCCACCCCUGGUAGAUUAUGGGAGCUUAUUUCACAGCAAGAGGAGCAUGUCAGCAAUAUACAGCUGCUGCGGUAUUUAGUGAUUGAUGAAGCUGAUCGCAUGGUGGAGCAAGGGCACUACGAGGAGUUGUCUUCAAUACUAGAACUUAUUCAUCUUAAAAAGAGUGGGAAUAUGGAAGUUGAUCAAGAGGAUGCAGAAAGACCAUCCAACAGCUCAAAAACUCCUGAGAAGGCAAGAUUGCAAAAAUUCAUUUUCUCUGCGACCCUUACACUUCCAAAGUCAUUCAAGAAGAGAGGAAGAGAAAAAACAGUUUCAAAGGGAGAAUUAUUAGCCUCAUUGAUGGACAAGAUUCAUCUGGAGAGAAAGAGGUCCAAAGUGAUUGAUGUCACAAGCUCAAGGGGCACUGUGGAAACACUGACUGAGGCCAAGAUCACAUGUACUAAGGAAGACAAGGAUGUGUACUUGUAUUAUUUUCUUCUGAAAUAUCCUGGCCGCACCCUGGUGUUUGCCAACACAAUUGAUUGCGUCCGUCGCCUGACGUCCAUCCUUCGCCUUGUACAGCUUAACCCAUUACCUCUCCAUGCUAGUAUGCAGCAGAGACAACGCCUAAAGAAUCUUGAUAGGUUCAAGGCAAGCAACACAGGGCUUUUGCUAGCUACAGAUGUGGCUGCUCGAGGGCUGGACAUAGCAAACAUAGAACAUGUUAUUCACUACCAAGUGCCAAAAGAUCCUGAGGUUUAUGUCCAUCGUAGUGGUCGCACAGCACGUGCCAGCCAUGAAGGCCUGAGUGUUGUACUGGUUGGACCAGAAGACCUGGCGCACUACCGUAAAACCAUGAAGACACUGAAUAAUGGAGAAGACCUUGGCUCUUUUCCUGUUGAUGUUUCAUACCUCCCUGGCAUCAGAAAUAGGUUGUCUAUAGCACGUCAGAUUGACAAAGAAGAACUCAAAGUGAGCAAGAAAAAGUCUUCCAACAGUUGGAUCUUAAAUUCUGCAAAAGCAAUGGAUAUCGAGGUGGAUGAAGAUUUACUUGAAGAUUUAGGUGAUUCUCACGACCAGAAGGUCCAACGAACUAAGCUUGCACAUCUUAAAGCGUCGUUAAAUGAGCAGCUCAAGUCUCCCCUAGUCCCUCUCGGUUUCAGCGGGAAAUAUCCCACCAAGACCGGCAAACUUGUUAUGCCUGGCAUUCAAGGUCAAUGCCCAGACGAUGAGUCCCCUAGGGCAGUUACAGACGUAACGAGAAAUAAGAAGAGGAAGAAGCGAUAAUUGAGGCACAGUAUUUAGAUAAGAAUAUUACCAAAGCGAAGAGCAUCAACAUAGAAACCCCGAAUAACAAAGGCAGGCUAAGGGGGUGUACUGAUAACCGCUAUGUGUUAGCAGCAGACAGCUGCAUUUAAAACGAACAGUACACCCCCUGAUGCGAGCACAGAAGCGCUAAGAAAAUAAGGAAGUGAAUCGCUUUCCCUUUUCUUGUAUCUUUUUUAUCUGUAUGUAUCAAGUGGGUAUGUAACAAUAAUAUUCUAGGUUUAAAUCCUUCGGAUUUAGAGACGUGUGAAAACAACCCGCAAAGAGAAUAGAAACUUCAGAAAAUAACUUUGGAAUUAAAGGAAAGUAAAGAGCAGAAAACCA